UUACCAAAUUUUCACACCAAUUCACUGACUUUCCUCUUUUAAUUUACUCAUUCAUUUUCAUCACCAAAAAAUGGCAAUUCUUUCAGACUACACUGAAGGAGAAAAUCAGGCACAAGCCUUAAAGCCUGUAGAAGAAAAACAACAAGAAAAUAAAGAAAAUGAAGAUCAAGAACAACCCCACAAAGAAUCGACCACUUCUUCUUUAGAACCAAAAGAAGAAGAAAAUAAGAAAUUAAAGCCAAAUCAAUUUAAUGGGCUUGAUAUGGAGAAUUAUACAUGGGGACAAACUCUUCAAGAUGUUACUAUUAAUGUCUCAGUGCCAGCUGGCACAAAAUCAAGAUUGUUAGCUGUGGAUAUCAAGAACAAUUCCAUCAAAGUUGGUCUCAAAAAUCAACCACCAAUUGUUGAAGGUGAACUUCUGGAACCUGUGAAAGCUGAUGAAUGUUUCUGGAGUUUAGAAGAUCAGAAACAGGUGACAAUUCUCAUGACUAAAAGGAACCAAUCUGAUUGGUGGAAGAGUUUGUUCAAAAAUGGACCUGAAAUUGACACACAAAAAGCUGAGCCAGAGCCAAGUAGGCUAUCAGAAUUGGACUUAGAGACAAGAUCAGCCGUUGAAAAAAUGAUGUUUGAUCAAAAACAAAAACAAAAAGGGUUACCAACAAGUGAUGAGAUUCAAAAUCAAGAUCAAAUCAAGAAGAUUAUGGAAGAAAAUCCUGAGAUUGCUAAGCAUUUUGCUAAUUCCCCUGCUAAUGCUAAUGGCAAAGGGGGGAUGCCCAAUGUUAGGAUGAUGUCAAGUGGUGGCGGAAUGAUGCCUGGGAUGAUGCGUUAAUUUUCCACAUGACUUUUUUGUUUCUGGAAGUUUGAUGAGUCGAUCCACUUACAUGUCUUGUUUUUAUUGCUACGUCACAAGUUACUUCAUGUAUUACUUAGCAUAAGACAAUUGUGUUUUAGUUCUUUUUUCUGUUGCUUUUCGAAUUCGUGGAAUUGAAAUUAUGUUCCGAACUGUUUGGAAGCAA
Molecule: messenger RNA, 1016 nt
Organism: Lycium ferocissimum
Lineage: Eukaryota; Viridiplantae; Streptophyta; Magnoliopsida; Solanales; Solanaceae
Product: protein BOBBER 1-like
Exons: 2
Coding region: 71-829 (252 amino acids)
Biological process (GO): protein folding
Cellular component (GO): cytoplasm
Source: RefSeq, a predicted model, not a curated record